GAACCGGUGCCGCUGCUUAUUUUCCUGAAAAAGGUUUCUUUUUAUAUAAAUAUUACAGAUAAAGUAAAGAUGACUUCUGUUAAUCCUUGUGUAAUUCCGACACAGCCUGAAGACAUCGAAGGUGAUAAUCGAUGGUUGUCAAUUCACAAGCGUUUUUUGCAAGAGUGUAGAGAGAAAGACCCGGAAAUUUUAUUUGUUGGUGAUGAUAUUUUGUUAGAUCUGUCGUUUACUGAAGUUUAUCGAAGUUUUGAGGAAAUGCAUUUAUUAAACUUCAGCAUUCGGGGUGAUAAAACUCAAAACAUUCUCUGGCGACUUCAAGACGGUGAACUUCAAAAUAUCAAUCCUAAAAUAAUUGUAUUACAUUGCGGAACCAACAAUAGCCCGCACAAUUCGGCUGAAGAAAUCGCAGAAGGAAUUGCCGAAUGUGUCUUGCAAAUCAGAAAUCGCCUCGAAGAAAGCUUCAUUGUGGUUCCAUCACUGUUGCCUCGUGGUCAUCAUCCGAAUAAAUUGCGUGAAAUAAACGAAAAAGUCAACGAGUUGAUGAAAGAAAAACUUCAAAGUAUGAAGAAAGUACAAAUUGUGGAUAUUUCUAAAGGUUUAGUUCAACUCGAUGGCACAAUUUCCCAUCACGAUUUACACGACUACUUGAAUCUUACAAAUGCUGCAAGCAAAAAACUUUUUGAGCCUAUUUGGGACUUGUUGAAUCAAAUAUUGAAUGAGAAUGAGAAGGAGGUGUUAUUAACACCAACAGAAUGAGAAAGUAAAAGAAAAGAAUUGCAAUUACCC
Messenger RNA from Clunio marinus, 786 nucleotides. NCBI's taxonomy places the organism in Eukaryota, Metazoa, Arthropoda, Insecta, Diptera, Chironomidae. The record is from the annotation of a GenBank genome assembly.